Messenger RNA from Olea europaea var. sylvestris, 2129 nucleotides. RefSeq lists its product as uncharacterized. The transcript has 4 exons. Lineage: Eukaryota; Viridiplantae; Streptophyta; Magnoliopsida; Lamiales; Oleaceae. The record is from RefSeq and is a predicted model, not a curated record. Bases 625 to 2052 code for a protein of 475 amino acids.
CGUCGGUGACACAUCGGAUGUCAGGUGAGAGUGCAAUCCUAGUCAGCAAACUUCGUCCCCUACAUAAACCCACUAAUUUUCUUUUGGAUUCACAAAAAGCACUUAAACAGGGUAUCAAUCAAUCAGAAAACACACGCCAUACACAGAAGCACACAAAGUAUUUUACAUUCCCGUUGGCGAUAUUGAGCUCGCCGGAAAAUGUGUAUUCCGGCAGCCGAUUCUGAUUCCUUACUCCAUGAAUACUGUCCUCUUGCCUCCUUUCAUCACAGACACGUUUUACAUGAAAAGUCCUAACCAACUCAUCUGACAAAAGAACUUAUUCCUGUUUAUAGAAAAUCUGAGAACAGAGGACUUUUAUUUUUCAUUUUCAGUAUAUAUUAGAUUUUAAUUUACUGGAAAUUUUGUUCGAUCUGUGAGAGAUGAUGAAGAUAAGAGAGAAAAAGCAGAAUUGGAAGCAUUGAUAUUGGGGAUUUUUUUCACUUUAGUCUUGAGUACUUGCUUUUGAAACGUUUUUCCGAGUUUUUGAUUACUUGACACGAAAAGCAAGUACUGUAGUUAUUAAGAGCUCUGAGAAUUCAACUGACAUAACAGGGAAUAUAAUUAAGCACGGUGAGAUUGUAGAAAAUGCCUUUUCCAAUGAGAAUUCAACCGAUCGAUUCGCAAGUAUACAGAGAGUCGUCCAUACGGAACGACACAGUGAAGCCACCUGUAUUUAAGUCGAGGCUAAAGCGACUUUUCGAUCGGCCUUUUAACAGUGUUAGGAUUUCGAUGACCGAGAAGCCAGCCGCCGGCGGUGAAGCCGCAGUCCCGGAGUUUGAGCCGAGCUCAGUUUUGCUAGACAAAAUGGUUCAAAGUUUCAUUGAAGAUACCCAAGAGAAGCAAUCAGCGGCGGCGGCAUCUGCCAAGUAUGGCCGCAACCGCUGCAAUUGCUUCAACGCUAACGGCAAUAACAGUUCCGACGAUGAAUUUGAUUCUUUCUUUGACUCCACAACAAACUCUUCCUUUAACGACCCUUCUGAUACGCUCAAGAGUUUGGUACCUUGCGCGAGUGUUGUGGAGAGGAAUCUGCUAGCCGACCUUUCGAAAAUUGUGGAAAAGAAUAAAACUUGUAAGCGCAAAGACGAUUUGAGGAAAAUCGUCACCGAUGGUCUUGUUUCUCUUGGUUACAACGCCUCCAUUUGCAAAUCCAAAUGGGAAAAGUCUUCCUCCAUUCCAGCUGGCGAGUAUAUUUAUAUUGAUGUAAUAGCGGAAGGAGAGAGGCUGAUAAUCGACAUAGAUUUACGAUCGGAGUUCGAAAUAGCUCGGUCAACAAGCAGUUACAAGGGGAUUCUACAAUCUCUACCGAAUAUUUUCGUCGGUAAACCCGACCGGCUUCUCCAAAUUGUUUCAAUUGUGUCGGAGGCCGCCCGGCAGAGCCUUAAGAAGAAAGGCAUGCAUAUCGCGCCGUGGCGUAGGACCGAGUACAUGAAAUCCAAAUGGUUCAGUCCUUACACCCGAAUUAAGCAGAAACUCCUCCCAAACGACGUCGUUGAGAUGUCGACCGGCGCCGGGGGUAAAUACGAACCGGAGGAAAAGGAUGUCAACGAUGAUGCAGUGGCUACGGAGGAGGUUUUGGAAGGUGAGUUUGGGGAACUGGAUUUGAUUUUUGGAGAGACUGAUUUUGAGGAACCCAAAUUGCCUUCAACUCCAGCGAAAGUUUCCGGCGAGGAGGAAAAGCUAUAUUGCCCGCCGGUGAUGACUUGGCAGAUUCCGGUGGUUAAACCCAAGAUUUCCGACGCCGGAAACAAGAGCUUCAAAACCCAUUUCAAUCCAAGGCGGAGGCUUCAGAAUCCGGGAUCAACUCGGUUUUCAAUCCAAUCCAGGGUCGAGGACCAGCUUCAGAACCCGGGAUUAACUCAAGUUUCAAUCCAGGGCCGAGGUGGUCCUUGGCCCUUGAUCUUCAAUGAUGCGGGCCCCGCACGAUUCACAUCGAGGUCCGAGGUUUUGCCACCUCGACCCCUGACUCCAAACCCGAGAUUUUAUCCCUGUUUGAGCAGCAAUUUUCUUUUAUAAUUGGUUAAAAUUAAUCAAUUGUCGAUGGUCGAUAUCAUUUUCACAUACAAUAAUGCUUGUCAUUCGUAGUACUACUA